This is a messenger RNA of Hylaeus anthracinus, 1402 nucleotides long. RefSeq names its product ADP-ribosylhydrolase ARH3-like. The transcript is spliced from 6 exons. Gene Ontology annotation, cellular component: mitochondrion; nucleus. Lineage: Eukaryota; Metazoa; Arthropoda; Insecta; Hymenoptera; Colletidae. The coding region runs from base 154 to 1212 and encodes 352 amino acids. The record is from RefSeq and is a predicted model, not a curated record.
UAACCUAUGUAACUUAGGUUACCCCCCCAAGUACUUUAUUCUCAAUACGUGAAUUUAUUUAAUGCACGUCUGCAUUGAUGUCAAAUUUCAAAGGCUUUAUCGUACUUGCGAGUUUUCAAAUUUAAUCUAAGAUUGGAGAAGAACGAUAAGGUUAUGGCGAAGAUGGAUUUGUCUUUGCUGAGAAGUAAAUUUCGCGGUUCUAUGCUUGGUGUUUUGAUGGGUGAUUGUCUUGGGAGCCCUUAUGAAAACGAGGAAUUGCUCACCAAGGGCAUGAAGAUAGUUUUACAACGAUCUUUGGAUAAAUUGGAGGGACCUAUGUUCAAAGCACCUGUCAUGCAGUUUACAGAUGAUUCUGCAAUGACACGUUCCGUGGCCAAAUCCUUAAUCGAAACCAAGGAUCUGGAUGUCGUCGAUCUAGCAAAGAAAUUCGUCAAGAGUUACUAUCUGGAGCCUAAUCGUGGUUACGGUCCUGGGGUUGUAACAGUAUUCCAAAAAUUACGUGGUAACAAAUUUUCGGACAUCCUAAGUCCGGCAAAGGAACAAUUUAACGGGCAAGGCUCUUGGGGAAAUGGCGGAGCAAUGAGAGUCACGCCUGUUGCAUUGUUUUGCUACCAAAACUAUGAUAAACUUUUAGAUAUGGUUAGAAAAACAACCCAACUUACUCACACGCAUAAAGUUGGAAUAGAUGGUGCUAUUUUACAAGCAGUAGCGGUCCAACAAAGCCUUUUAUUAAAUCCUAGCGAGGAAUUAAAUGUAACAAAUUUUAUAGAUAAUCUAAUUCAUAAAAUGGAGCAAAUAGAAAAAGACGAAGACGGUUUAGGUCUCUCAGAGCCACAACCCUAUAAAGCGCAGUUAGAUAUAAUAAAAACCUUAAUAUCUGAAAGCAAUGAAGGACCACACGAAGAAAAAGUAGUACAAAAAUUGGGGAACAGUGUUACAGCUUUGUAUUCUGUACCUACAGCAAUAUUUUGUUUCUUAAGGGCACAGAAACCAAUUACUGGCAUAGAAACAGAGAAUCCUCUUAGAAGAGCAGUUCAAUAUGCUAUUAGUUUAGGCGGUGAUACCGACACUAUCGGUAGCAUGACGGGUGCAAUCGCUGGUGCAUUUUACGGCGAAAAUAAUAUUAAUUCAAAUCUCUUACAGCACUGCGAAGCCUCGGACGAAUUUAGGACUUUGGCGGAUCAGUUAUUCGACAAAGUGAUGGCGCCAUAGAUAUUUUAAUUUUUCGUUAGCUGUAAUUCCACGAUGAAAGACACGCGAACGAAUGUAAUAAUUGUAUUUUUUAACAGAAUUUUACGGAAACGCGAUUAUGGCCGACUUAAACUAUCUACAGAAAUAUAUAACGCCCAUUUAUAAUAUGAAUUUGUACAUUUUGUUAAAUAAAUAAUGUUUACGAUCUCGA